Xenia sp. Carnegie-2017 is the source of this 6858-nucleotide messenger RNA. RefSeq names its product bromodomain adjacent to zinc finger domain protein 1A-like. The transcript has 21 exons. Gene Ontology annotation, molecular function: protein binding. NCBI's taxonomy places the organism in Eukaryota, Metazoa, Cnidaria, Anthozoa, Malacalcyonacea, Xeniidae. Bases 387 to 5312 code for a protein of 1641 amino acids. The record is from RefSeq and is a predicted model, not a curated record. Gene Ontology annotation, biological process: chromatin remodeling.
UAAAGAUUUUUCAUCCUUAGAGGAAAUAAUAUUUCAGUGUAAAUAAUGGCUUUUAAAUCAUCAUGGAUAUUAUUUUGAUGCAAAUUCGAGAUAUGAUAGUGGAGAAAAAUCGUUUCCAAUCUUGGCUUGCUGCAGUCGAUACCAUACUCUGUCUUUAUUCAAAAGUGGUUUGGCGCGGUCUCUCGGUUAAAAGACGUUGAGCGUGAAUUGUCCAUUUUCUUCUGAUAUUUUCAACCAUUUCCAGACACGAUUCUGGUUGUAAUUAUGAACUGAUGAUGACCAAGUUUGUGGAGGCUCUUACUGAUUAAGUAUUGAUUGUUCUUGACAUGCUUCUCGUGGAUUUUGCCGGGAGUUUUUAAAAGUUGUGUCAAUAUCUGGUAAAUCAAAUGCCUUUGCUGGACAAGAAAGAUUUCCGAGUUGACCCUCCUCCUUUGGAUUUGAAAGAUGAAGAAGAAGUUUUUGUUUGCAGACAAACGAAUGAGGUUUUUCGUGAUUAUGACUCCUUCUUCAAACGGACAAUACUUUGUAAUAGUUUAGUAUGGAGUUGUGAGAUUACCCUUAGGCACGGUUUGACCUACGAAGAAGCUUUAGAAUCUGAGCAAGAUGCUAGAGAGAUAGUGGAAGAGAUCGCGGAACCCAUAAAGAGAGGUGUACUGACUUUGGUCCAUUACACACGACAUACUCGUUUGGCUAAUUUAUGCGACGAGCUAUUCAACUACAUGCGUGAGCGUUAUCAAGAAGGAGAAGAAGUACAUGUCAAUUACAAAAGAGAAAAGUUACAAGGCACUAUUCAUAAUGUUGUUGAACCCACGCUACCUGCAAAUGGAUUUGACUCACCACCAAAGUCCACAAAUAAUUUAAAAUCUCCAGAAAAUAAGUCCGUCAAAUCAGGCAAAACACCUAGUAAGUCGAAUGCCAUGGUAGUUUUGUCAGAUGAUGAAGGCACAAGCAAGAAAUCUUCAUGCACAAGUCCAACAAAUUCAAUGAAGAAAUCAGUUUGGCCUGAUGCCAAGAAUUAUGAGUAUGUUGUAAAAGUGAAAAGAACCAAAAGUACUCAUGAAGAUCUUACCAUAAAAGGGUCUUGCAUAAGCCGUAGAAAAGGAUCCUUUACUCGUGAUAAACUUAAGCUUCUCGUCAAAGUGAUGUGUUAUCGCACUUCAUACUGGAAAGUGAAAGAAGAAUACCGGGAAACGUAUGAUCUACCGUCUAUCGUUGACGACGCUUUAGAGAAUUCUUCAAAGAAACGAAAAAGAAACGACGAUAGCGAAGAGAGCAGAAAGAAAUCAAAGAUUUCUUCUUCUGCAAAUGACAAGAAAUCAUCUUCGUCUACUGCCAAUGACAAGAAAUCAUCUUCAUCUACUGCAAAUAGCAAGAAAUCAUCUUCGUCUCCUGCAAAUGGCAAGAAAUCAUCUUCGUCUACUGCAAACGACAAGAAAUCAUCUACGGUGGAAAACGGAAAGAAAUUAAAAAAGGUUCCGCCCGAGGAAAUUGAACGAAUGAAAAACGAGUUAAAGAUACAGCGAGAAAAAGAAAAGGAAUUGCGGAAACAAGCCCGUGAUAAGGCUCGUUUAAAGAGAUUCGAACUUCUUAAGGAACAAAAAAUGUUUUUAUUACAUUGGUGUGUACCACUGGAAGACUUGAAACUUGAUGAUCACAAGGAAUUACCCGUGUGUAAAGCAAUCGAGUGUAACUUUCCAACUGAGUGUUUUGCCGAUAUCGUCAUGGUGCUGGAAUUUCUAUUCGUUUUCAGCGAGUUGUUCAAUGGCAAGCAAGAUUUUCCCGAUGGCGUUUCUCUAGAGCUUCUUGAGACUGCAUUAACGGAACACGACGCCGAGGGAUCAUUCUACGAUAUUAUUCGCUUUCUUCUUUCCACCAUUUUGGCAACACAUGCCGAGGAAGUCGAAGAAGAAGGGCUUGAUGAUAUUGAUCACGAGAAAAAUAUGAAGGGUGAACCGAACAAUUCAAGUGAAGCGGACGAAGAUAGUGAUGUUACUCGAGUAAAGAAGGCAAUAUCUACUUCAGCGACAAUGGCCGCGUCGUGGGCUCUGGUGCAUCAAGGGAAGGGUCUUCACGAGCUUGCGCUUGAUCCUUUUACAUGUUCAGAAAUUCUAAGAUUGCACAUCCUUUCAUCUGGUGCCAAUCUCGUUUCUGGCGGAGACGCUGAGCCUUAUCGUUGGCAAAGACGUGGCGGAUUUACCCUAUCAGACGACCAUCUCGUAACGUUUCAGCGCGAAGAAAGCGUCAUUAUGAGGGGCCUGGUAACUGGUAAUAUCUACGAUCUGAAAGCUUUUGAAAAAUUGAAGAUACUUAAAGCAUUAUGCUCUCAGUUGCUGACGUAUGCUACAACACGUGACUUCAUCGACGAUGGUUUUGACAGGUGGCGUAAAGCAAAGCGGGAACUGCAAGAAGAGCAGUGGGCAGAUCAGAGAAAGGACAAAGAAGAGGCUGCGGCAAAAUAUAAGAAACGUAUGGAAGAGAGGGCAAAGGAAAAGGAAAACAAAGCUAGCGCUGGAAAUCCUGAAAAAGACAGUACAAAUAAAGAGCCUGCUGUUACUGUAUCCAAUGAUUAUAAUGACGACCAAAUCAAGACUCAUACUAGAAGCCGGGGUCCCAUCGCCGAGCAAACGAUGAAUGCAAAAAGGAAUGAAGAAAGUGAAAGGUUUGAGAGAAAAGAGAUUUUGAGAAAGAAAGAAAAAGUAUUUUUGAAAGAAAUCAAGAAAAGCCAGUCAAUGGUUGGUGUACAGCCGAUAGGUCGGGAUCGAUUGUUUCGACGUUAUUGGAUUUUUAAUUCAUUACCAGGCCUUUUUAUUGAGGAUGAUGAUCCCAACUUAUUCACAUUUCUAACACUGGAUGAUGAAAGCUCCGAGCUUAGUGAUGAUGACAGCAGUAGCGUGGGUUCAUCCGUUGCCACUGAAGAUCGCCCGUUGUCAUCUGCAACGUCAGCUGUUUCUGAGAGUCCAUUGAGUAUCACAUCUUUGUCGAGGGAACAAAUCGAGUGUGAAAAGGAUUUAUGUCGGAUUUUGAAACUAUACAACAUUCCCGUGGAUAAUUUACCUCGUUUGUGUGUGCUGAACUCUGGAGUACAAACUUUGAGAUUGGAACAAAUGUACUCACGAAUAAAGAAUCGAGAAAUAAAACAGUGGUCAUAUAUUUCAUCGAAGGAUGAGCUUGAUUCACUUUUAAACUCAUUGAAUCCUCGAGGUAAUCGAGAAAAACAUCUUCGUGAGGCGCUUAUUGAGUCGUAUGACGUGAUUGUGAAAGGACUGGAGAAUAAUCCCUUCAGUCAUGUGAACAAACAGCGCCGAGAUAAGAUAAAUGCUCGACCCAAGUCUGCAUCGACGCGUAAUCAAUCAGUCAAUAAGGCGAUGUAUAAAACAAUGGAAGAUUUUAUUGAGGCGAGCUUAAGGGAUCAGAUGCUUGAUUUGGAGGAUCGGCUAUGGCAGGGUGGUCUUGGUGUGGUGAAGGUUGAUGAUGUUGUUGCAUGGAGAAAACAAAUGGAGAAUGGAAUAUAUGAUUUUUUACCUGAUGACUCAAAUGUAUCUGUUGAUGAGAAUUCUGGAAAGGUGAUCAAUCAAGAAAACGAUCAAUCAGUGCAAAUGAAUGACCAAUCAAAUAAUAGUACUGAUGCGGUUACUGUUAAUGAGAAUAUGGAUGUUGAUCGGUCUCUUUCAUUAACGGGGAAAGAUCUCGAACAGAAGGUGUUUUAUAAUCAGAUCUAUGAAAGUCCCGAGACACGUUUGGAGAGAUCGUCGACCUCAACACCUACCUCGUUCCAAACUCCUCAUACCGUAAAUCCAUGUAUAAGAAGUCUGGCUGAAGCAUUAAUACAAAUCGAGCGAGGUAUAGAAAAGAAGUAUUUGAUUCCUCCCCUCGGAAGUGAGGUAGAUUUGAAUGAUGGUAAGAAGAAAAAAGAUCACAGUAACGAUAAGACAAAAGGAAAGUCACAGAAAUCAUUACUCGAGCGCUGGGAAGAUUCUCUCAUGUCGUGUACGAAUCUUGCUCAAGUGUUUAUCCAUUUAUCAAAUCUUGACAACUGCAUAUCAUGGGAUAAGUCCGUAUUGAACGCUCGCUGUAGUAUAUGUCGACGUAAAGGCGAUGCUGAACACAUGUUGUUGUGUGACGGCUGUGAUAAGGGAUUUCAUAUGUAUUGUUUAAAACCACCUAUCAGCAAGGUUCCCGAAGGCGAUUGGUUCUGUAGUCAGUGCCGGCCAGCGGAGUCUCGUCGUAACAUACAACGCCGUAAACGUGAUAAGAGUAGAGAUGAAGAUGAAGCAAAGGAAGACAUAAAACUUUUUGAGAACACCCAUGACGUUGACAACGACAAUGAUGAAAACGGAGAGGGGAGUGGUGACGAGAAUGAAGAUAAUGAUGAUGUGACCGAGGAUGAAGAUGAUUUUAGCGAAGAUAAUGAUGACCAAGAUAUGGAGACCAAAGAAGAUGAAGUAAACCAUAGUGAUGAUGACGAAUCCGUCCACAUGGAAACUUGCGCUUGUUGUGGGGCAGAGGGUGAAUUGUUAUGCUGUGAAACAUGUCCGCUGGUCUAUCAUGUCGACUGCGCUUAUCCUCCGUUACGGCGUGUACCCCGGGGGGAGUGGAUAUGUCAGGUGUGCUCCGGCGCGGAUCGAGAUUUGCCUACAUCAAGAAGAAUUAAAAAAUCUAUUAUUAGAGAUGCUCGAAGCACAGCUAAAAAGAAAGACAAUACAAAAUCAAAGAAGCCAAAAAUCUCUACUACAUCUGCGCCAUCUAAAUCCACGACUAAGAUCAAUAAAGAUACAAAAAAAACAGUGACAACAACACGUCAUAAUAAUUUACUUGACGUCUUGGUAAAAGUUGACUACUUACAAAAUACUCCAGUUACUCGCCGAACUGUAAAAAAAUCAAAUACCCAAACACCAUGCGCAUCUGCUAGUCGUCGUUUGCCCAAUUCUGCGCCUGCGAAAACUUCCAGAAUGUCAGCAGCGCUUGUGAAACAAUGUGAAAAACUUUUGAAGGAGUUAACAUGUCAUGAGGAUGCUUGGCCUUUCCUUUUUCCUGUUGACGCCAAUAAGGUACCUGAUUAUCACCUUGUUAUCAAAGCUCCAAUGGAUUUCCAGACGAUUCAGAAAAAACUGACUAAUUGUGAGUAUUGUUCUACCGAUGACAUCGCCAAAGACAUCAGGCAAAUAUUUUUUAACUGCAGUGAGUACAAUAAACCUCGUGCAAAAGAGGCCAAGGCAGGUGUUCGUCUGUCUGCGUACUUUGAAACGCGCUUCGGUGAAUUGGGACUUGAUUUUAGCGAGCCGCGCGGUCCUAGAACUAGACGUUCGCGUUAAUUGUGCACUAAUUUGUAAGACAAUCUCAUUGCUUAUUUUGCAACAUAGUGAACUCUUUCUAAAGUCAACACUUUAUGCAUGCACUGAACUUAUGACUGUAUUUUGUUAAAAAUAUUAUUGCUCCGAACAUAGUUGAAUACUGUAAGAAGAAAAUCACAAAAACUGCUAUUUUUUAUGUGAGCAUUUUUGGGCAUUUCCUUUAAAAAGGCGUCUCAACUUUUUGUAAGCAUUUGUGACAGUGUUUGUUGAUCAGCAAAAAUAAAGCGGUUUUAGAGAGAGUUCACCAGACAUGUUUUAUAUCUAGUUGUAUAUUGCUACGAAUUCGAACGAUUUAUCCAAAUCAUUGUUGAUUUCCUCACUAUUUAUCCUUAAUAUUUAAUGUCCAUUUCCCCCAUUAAGUCGGUGUAUUUAGCUGCGUUGAACUUUGUGAUUUGUUGCUGCGAAAGUUUGCUUAUUACGUACGUCGUCGUCAUAAUUAAUGGCGACAUGUUCAUACCAUUCAAUAUAUUUUUAUUUAGUAAACAUUUAAAUCCAAAAAACAUCUUUUAAGCUGGCGUUUUUUAACAAUUCGGGUAAAUUAACAUCUUACCAUCUUUUUGUUUCGAUCAAUUUAAAACAUCGAAUUUCGAUGCAUAUUUUCCAUGGUGUAUGUGCAAACUCGAGCCUUGGUAGUUUUGAAAAGAACUGUGAAAACAGAAUUACAAAACAAAUCGUGUGCCACUGAAUUUUGGCCAUUGAUAUGUUUAUUAAGCUGGACAACACUUUUGACAAAGUCGCACCUUUUGCAUUUAUGUCUCUUUAACUCACUUCUUAUGGAAAAAAGUACUAUCAAGUGGAAAAAUGAUCUGUAAAAAAUUUAUAAACUGAUAAACCUUUAACUCACUUCUUAUGGAAAAAAGUAUUAUCGAGUGGAAAAAUAACCUGGAAACUGGACAACGCAUGUACACAAAUGAACCAAUUUUCACACAAGAUGCGUUAUCCCGUUUCAUUUUCUCAUCAAUGACUUUGGCUCAUUUGGUGUGAACUUUUUGUAAAUGUUUUUGUUUUGUUAGCUGUUAGUGCGUGAUGGAUGAAUUUAUUCAUAAUUUCAUUCUUUGAUCAUCAUCAGCCUGCAAACUGAUGAAAGUUGAUCAAAACACUCAGAUAAUUAGCAGAUGUUCACACCUGCUAUAAUACUGUUUACCUAAGUUAUUUAUUUCAUAAUUCUGUUUGAACAGUUAUUUUCAAAAUUAUCUGGGCAAUGCUUGCCAUUCCUCAAAGAGAAUACCCUUGAAAAGCAAAGUUUAUCGCUACAACAUCUUUGUUUACUAUUGCAUUUAUUUUUCAUAUACUUUUAAUAACGCGUCACUUUCCAUCAAAGAAGUUUAAUACAACCAAUGAAAAUGAGAUUCGUUAAUUUUUAUUUGUUAUUCCCACAUGCGUUAUGGGUGAAAUGAUUUUCAUAAAAUUAAAUUCUUGUAAAUUUAUACAUACGCAUUUUAUACACCAAUUUUUUUGUUGGUUCUUCAGUUUAAUAAAACAAAUGAAAUUCUUGUCGAAAGAAAAA